AUGGCUUGCAGAUUUCACUUAGGACAAUCUUGGUGGCGUAAGGUAAACAAUAUUAAUGUAUAUUUAUAUUUAUAGGUUUUUUUUAUUUUUUUAUUAUUAUUUAUUAAUUUUAUAAAUUGUUUAUAGAUUCAAAGUGAAUCUAGUUUAAGAAAAGCAUAUAUGGAAUCAAAUGAUGAACUUGGAAAAUAGUUGAAGCAAUUUUUCGCUUUACCUUUCGUUGCAGUAAAUGAAGUAAAUGAAACAUCCACCGAACUUUUAAGUGUUUGCCCCAACGAUGUAGGAUAUUUGUUCACUGAUUAUAUUUUGAAAAAUUACAUUGUAGAUGAAUGCUUAUUUUCACCAGAAUUGUGGGCAGAAAAGCCAUCAAUGAAUCCAAGGUAACAUUAGUUGAAUCAACACCAAUAUUUCUGUCAGUUAUAAUUAUUAUUAAUUAUAUUUUAUAGGACAUCUAAUGCUUCUGAAAGUUUUCAUCGUACAUAUAACGCCCGAUUUCACCACCCUCACCCACAUAUUUAUUUAGUCCUAAAAGUAUUGAUGGAAUUUCAGUUGGAAAUUGAAACUAAAAUCAAAUCGAUUACAUUAUUUAAUGAUGAGAAAAUUUUGAACGCAAAAGAAAAAGAACGUAUGGAAUUCACCAUGAAUGCAUACAAUAAGUAUAAAUCUUAUAAAAUUGAUAUCAUUCAAUUUUUAUCAGAAGUAGGUCCUAGGUAUCAAGGAAAACAAUUGUGA
Messenger RNA from Cinara cedri, 729 nucleotides. Lineage: Eukaryota; Metazoa; Arthropoda; Insecta; Hemiptera; Aphididae. The record is from the annotation of a GenBank genome assembly.